This is a messenger RNA of Cladocopium goreaui, 1376 nucleotides long. Lineage: Eukaryota; Dinophyceae; Suessiales; Symbiodiniaceae. The record is from the annotation of a GenBank genome assembly.
AUGAUGUCACUGAUGAGAUGGUCGACUGGAUCAUGACUCCUGCCAAGAUUCCAGGUGGUUCAGCCAGCUGGUCAGAGGUUCAAAGCCUGUUUAAACAGCAACGGCUCCUCAAGAUCGCAAUGUGGAGUUGCAACGUUCGCCUUAUACGUCGGCUCUUGGCCGCGUGGGGUGGCCGGCCGUUGCACAGCUCAGCAUGGCGAGCCUUGCGUUUCAUGACAGACCCGCGGCGCAAAGACGUGGAGGACAUGUUUCGUCUCUACAUCGCUGAGCGGUCCUUGCAAACGGUGGAGGUUCCCUUCUGGGCCAUGAUCCAGUUGGGAAGAAAGGAAAUGCGACCGGAGGAAGCCCAGUAUGCGCCGCCAAGCCUUCGAGAGAAAGUCGCCUCAACCGUCACCAAGAUGCACACGGAGGCUUGUUCCACCAUGGAAGCUGCCUUUGGCACAGAGGAUGCAGCCGCUUUCCCGCUGGACGCCUUGGCUGCCAUCCACAAGUGUGAUGCGGACACCAAAGCGGUGUUUCAGAACAUCAUCAACGCGACCAAGCUCAGCCGGCCUGUGCAGCUGCACAGCUCGGUCGUGAGGCGCAGCAAACGCGCUGCGACCCGGGAGCUGCUCUGGGAGCUUCGGAGGGCUCUCUGUGAGAAGCGAACCCCUGAUAUGGCGCUGGCUGCCCGACUCUUGGACAGCGGCGCAACCAUGCGCCCCAGGGAGGCGUCGUCGGAUGACGAGAGAAGCGAUGAUGAAGAGAUGGGCCGCCCUGGUGGUCCUCGUUUCAGCACUGACUUCGAUGACGCGCCACGGAACUGCUUAGAUCUCCUGGCCUUAAACAGGUUUGCUGAUCCCAAGCAAUUGGAGUUCGCUAUCAAGAAGGCUGUGGAGUACAAUGCUGACCCGAAUCAUGCUGGCUACGAGAAACCCCUUGCUCUCGCAGUGCGUGGUCGGAAUUUGACGGCCGUGAAUACGCUACUCUCCCUGGGUGCCACAGUGGACCGGCAGGCCCUGGCAGCACUACGGUAUAUUUCUGACGUGCGCGUGCGGCAUGAGAUUGAGGGCAAAUUCCUUGCAGCAUUUCAGCGCGGGGAAUGUUCCUCGACGCUGAAAGUGCUUAAGGACGUGAGCCUUUGGAUCAUUGUGCAGAGCGGCAAUGUGAAGGCAGCCAAGAAGCGCCUCAAAGACCAGAGUGACUCCGCAGAUGCAGGAGUUCUGUUGGCCCUGCGGCGAUGUCGAGACGGAGACAAGAAGGAGCUGCGGCGCAUCAUGGUGGAGAAAUUCGGCGAACGCUCAGUGGCAGGCUGGUCGGCGGAGGCCGCCACCUAUGAGCUGGUGACAGAACUGCGUGAAGCAUUGAUCGACAAGCGCGACCCAGAUGAGGUGUGA